AUGCUUCAUCUUGCUGUCCGCUGUCGACCCGCAGUCACUCGCGGGACUUAUGGCAGCAUUGUCCCUGCGUUGUCGCGUUCUGCACUUACAGUGGCCGACGUGGCAGCGCCAGAUGAUCCAAGGACUCUGCUCGACACUUCGGAACAGCCCAGGCAAUCGAGAGACACGCGGUUACAUGUGAGAAGGAAGAGAGUAGGAUUUAUCGCAUCUAAAACCCGGCCUCGCGUGACAGAGUCCGACCUGCAAGCGAAGCUUGAACUCGAACAGCAUCCAAUACGGGCUGGCACGAUCCUCCAACGACACCUAAAUAAUGGCAGCUUGACCUUAAACGUUCUCUGCCUUUGCUUAGAAUACCCAUGGUAUCUCUCGAUUAGGGACCGAUGGAGACUUGAGAGAGGACCGACUCUUCAGAGGCUGCGUGAUGGUCAACUUGGGCGAACUGCGCUGGUCGCUUUGUUGCAGAAUCCGCAACUCUUGCUAGAGUUGGCCAGGACUCAGAGAAGCUGUUGUGAUUUUCUUGCUUACUAUGUUGUCAACGAAAACCUGGAGAAACAAUUCUACAAGUGCUUGCAGCUGCCACUCAACGAAGGCCAGUACGGUCUCCACUGGCGCGGCCGACUUCUGGCCUCCCUGUGCAGCGCGACCUUCAUGCAUGGCACUUCUGCAUCUGCUGAUCGUCCUCUGAAAACCUUCUUUGAGGGAUACGAAGCGGUCACUUCUGAUCAGGACAGUUUUGUCCAACGCAACUCCCAAACCGAGAGUAGUCCGACGUUGGACGAACUACAAGUAGGCAUCUCCCAUUCAUUAUUCGCUAUGCGAGCGAUACUUGGAGAUCGACACAGGUUGCUAGGCUACCCUGACACAGAUCCAAAGCUCUACGACCAAUUUCUUGCUCUUCUGAGAUCCUCGAGGUCAUCUGCUUUCGACCAAGCAUGGGACAUUGCGCGGCUUCACAUGUACCAUCCACGGAAACUUGACGAAAAACCGGCAGUGCGACUACUUCGAGGCGUCGCGAGACUUGGUUUUCCGGCCGACAGUCGUGUCAUUCGGGAAAGAAAGCAAAUGGUUCAACCGGUGUGUGACUUUAUCAAACGUGCUCACAUCGUGGCCGAAGGCAACGAGAAUCACGAAGACUCCGAGUGGAUUCUCAACACCUUUGGAACACAGUUAUCUCGUGCAUACAAGCUGUCCAGGAAAUCCGCCAAAGCCGAGAUACGGACUCGCGAACAGACGCCCAUGCUGGAAAGGCUCUUUUAUGCAGCUACCGCACCCAGAAAAUACCGCCGAGCACCGCCUUCAGCUAAACAGUCGUUGGACUCGUACUUCUGGGAAGAUGCAGAAAGCUAG
Cercospora beticola is the source of this 1347-nucleotide messenger RNA. RefSeq lists its product as uncharacterized. The record is from RefSeq and is a predicted model, not a curated record. Lineage: Eukaryota; Fungi; Ascomycota; Dothideomycetes; Mycosphaerellales; Mycosphaerellaceae.